GAAACUCAGUUUAUAAUGGUUCUUCGAAUAAAAAUUUUACUGCAAUAUCAAAUUUUAAUUUUAGAAAAAUGGUGUCUCUGAAUCAACCUUGAUAUUUGCUUUGAUCUAAUCUGUGAUUUUGACUUGUUAGAUCAAUGACAUGCAUUCGUUUUUGCUUGACUUCGUGACAUGACCACAGUUACUUAGACCGUGACUUGACUGUUGUUUUGUAACGACUUAAAGUUACUGUGAUGACUUCAAUGAACGCUAAUUUUUGGAAUCAAAAUAUGAAGAACGAUGAACGGAAAGAUGAUAAACCUCCUUACUCGAGAAUUUUCGUGGUUUGCGGUAAACAACUACAAGAGGAAGAUUUAAAGGCGCCAUUUGAAGUAUUCGGCGAUAUUGAGGAUUUGUACAUACCCAGGGACCGUAACAGCGGAGAAUCGAAGGGUGUAGCUUAUAUUAAAUAUAAUAAAACUUCAUCUGCAGCAGCAGCCAUUCAGGAAUUACAUAUGAAAAACAUAAAAAAUAGUCAAAAACCUAUUAAAGUGAUGGUUGCUGCCAGCAAAAACGACGUACAUUCAAACAAUGAGGAGAAGUAUAAAAGGCUCUUUAUUAAAGUACACAAAGAGGCCUCAGAGAGUGAAAUUCGUGAGCAUUUCUCAAAUUUUGGAAAAGUCGACUCUGUACACUUGCAGAGAGAUAGACUUACUGAUAUGUGCAAAGGUUUUGCUUACGUCAAUUAUACAAACUUUCUAGAGGCUGCGAAAGCCUUUGAAAACUGUGACCGUAAGUAUAGACCAGUAUUUGCUACACCUAAGGAGGAAUUGAAAAGAAGUAGAAUUAGUUUAGAUGGAGCAGGAGUAAAUUUUGGAGAUAGUCCUCAACUUAAUAAUUUUAAUAGUAACAGAGAUAGUUCCAUAGAUCAUUAUAAUCAGGUUCGUGAUGGACUUCAAAAGGACACCUUAAGUUUAAUAAAAGCCCAGCCACAUCACUAUGAUACAGUAUGUGUCACAUGUAGCCCACAAGUAUCACAGAAGCACAUUGAGAAAUUGUUUAAUAUUAUUCCUGGAAUGAACAAAUGUCAAUAUACCACAGAUACAUAUAAUGGCAUUUGUAAAUCAAUAAUUACAUAUGACAGUGAAAAAGCAGCUGCAUAUGCAGUUGAGAGGCUUAAUAACUUUGAAUUUCCAUCUGGUGAAAUAGUAUCUGUAAAACCAGAUGAUAAUCCUUUGAACAAAGCUGCCAGUACUUUGACAAAUAUUGUGAAUAGUUUUAGAAACUCUAUAGACGCUGGCAACAAUGGUAAGGAACUUCUACAAUUGGCGGAUGCUAUUGCACAAGCAUCUUGUUUAAUAAAAGCUGCCACAUCAGGAAAAGUAGAGACAAAAACUGAUAAGCAAGAUUGUCUCUGCAGUGUGCCUUUGCCCCCUCCGCAGCCAAUAGUGAACAAUAACAGUAGAGUUGCUCAACGUUGCUUCAUAGUGUGUAAGCCAUGCCCUCCCCCUGCCACAGUCUUGAAAGAUGCAUUUUGUCGUUUUGGUGAUCUGAUAGAUGUAAGCACAUUCCCUAAUAAGACUUUUGGAUUUGCUAAAUAUGCCUCUAUAAGGUCUGCGCAGGAAGCUAUCAAAACUUUAAAUGGUGCAGUUCUCUCUGGUAUAAAACUGAAAGUAAUGGAGGCUGAUGAGAGGCCUACAAAAAGUGAUGACUAUAAAAUGAUUGUGGAAGAACAGAAUGACAACUUUGCAGAUUAUGAGAAAGAAAAGAGGAAAAGAAUGAAACUAAAUGAUAGGGACACAGAUGAAUGACUGCUAGCUAUGUAUGACCAGACAUGAAAUCUCCUAAUUUAAUGACUAUCUCAAUAAAAUGAUCAAUUACUUUUUAAAAUAUUAACUAAAGACAUUACUGAACACAAAAUAGAAUAAAACCAACUGUUGUAAUGACUUUUUUUUAUAUUGCAUGAAAUUAUGUUAAUUUUAUUUGAAUACAGGUAUUUAUAUAUAUUC
This is a messenger RNA of Galleria mellonella (greater wax moth), 1985 nucleotides long. Its product is annotated as RNA-binding protein 45-like. Bases 231 to 1787 code for a protein of 518 amino acids. The transcript is spliced from 2 exons. NCBI's taxonomy places the organism in Eukaryota, Metazoa, Arthropoda, Insecta, Lepidoptera, Pyralidae. Gene Ontology annotation, molecular function: RNA binding. The record is from RefSeq and is a predicted model, not a curated record.